CAAGGGUGACUAUCCUCAGAAUAAGUUCAUCGGACUCUCCAGUCAAGCUGCCGGAAUUAUUGGUGCCACAAUCGGCCUUGCUUUCGCAACAGGAAUUUUAUUUGCCUGGUACAGAUACCGAAGGUUAAAAUCACCAGUUUAUAUUUAUUGGUAUAUGGCACAGUUGCGCCUACCAGUCACUAACCUCAAGGCCACUGAAGAAUUGGACGAUAGCCAGGCUCAUUUAACGAUAGAUGCUAUCUUGGUGACUGUAGUGGUCACGACGAAUUUGGCGUGGAAAAGAAGGCAACGGGCAGCUAGGCUCGCGCUCCGUGGCAUCGGACCAGAGUUCGUGAUGGAUAGAUUUUGUGGUUUAGCAGGCAGGGCUCUCCUAUCCACCACUGGAAAGGAGAUUAGAAUCAGAGGCGUUUCAAACAACGCAGUCGUUCAGGCUUUGGUUUAUCCUACGUUGCCUAUAGGAAACUCUGUCCCCUCCCUUCUCGUACAAUCUCGUUCCACCAGAAAUGCUUCGCUGGGUCUCAUGCAUCCUGCUUCUGGGUUGGUGGAUGAAUGUGAACCGAUUGCGUUGUAUUUUCAUGGCGGAAUUUCCCCAUAUGAUAUUUAUUUCGCCGUUGCUCACGCGGUAGACAACAACUCUACGUGGAGCGAGGAGCGUAUGACCUCAACAGUCGAAGAAAACUUUCGAAUAUGGGUUACUCCUGAAUUUGGUAUGUACGCUAUUGCGAGGAUCGCCAUUCUAUGCGUCAUGGAUUUUGACAUCCUUCAAACAGCCAAUUUCACUGACACGAUCCGUUUUCGAAUUUCUGAUAUCGUUGGAAACGAAGAAACUCUAUGGAUCCAAGUUAUUGCGGACUCUCCAAAACCAUGUGAUCCUACAUCAACUUCGGUAGACGCAAACCUAUCGACCAACACUCUUGAGGACGGGACCACUACCAUAAAGUACAUUGUCGAGCUAACCUUGGGGUCUCCUUCCAUUGAAUCCAAUGCAGUCACCACUCAGUUAAUGUCUGCUCCUGCAUCUACUCGUGGUUCACAACAGCUUCCGGGCACUACACUCCAAGCAGGUGCCACCAUAGAGUCCCCAGCAGAAGAAACGGAAAUAUACAAUGGCAGCGAUCGACCACCUUCAGGGUCUCCUACAGCCAACGCAGAUACACAUUGUACCCAUGGAAUGAGCACAGAUGGAGCCCUCGAUGGCUCUAUGACUGCUGAGCUUCCAGAUGAAAGUGAUAUCAGCCCUCCGCUUGUAUCAUCAGCUUACCACGAGCCAAUUAAUAACGCCAAUAGCUCUGUUGGCAGCCCUUCAUCAAAUAAGCAUAUUCGACUCUCAAACCAAGCUAUUGGAGUUAUUGGUGCGACAACUGGCGUUGCUUUAGUAGCUGGACUCGCCUUUGUUUGGUACAGGCGUCAGAGAUCAGUCUCUUUCAAGGAACGAAGAACGGAUGGCUACCUGGAUAUCUAA
This is a messenger RNA of Acaulospora colombiana, 1462 nucleotides long. The record is from the annotation of a GenBank genome assembly. Lineage: Eukaryota; Fungi; Glomeromycota; Glomeromycetes; Diversisporales; Acaulosporaceae.